This is a messenger RNA of Mesoplodon densirostris (Blainville's beaked whale), 3630 nucleotides long. It is a transcript of the gene STK11IP, whose product is annotated as serine/threonine kinase 11 interacting protein. Bases 187 to 3396 code for a protein of 1069 amino acids. Gene Ontology annotation, molecular function: protein binding. The record is from RefSeq and is a predicted model, not a curated record. The transcript has 24 exons. NCBI's taxonomy places the organism in Eukaryota, Metazoa, Chordata, Mammalia, Artiodactyla, Ziphiidae. Gene Ontology annotation, cellular component: cytoplasm. Gene Ontology annotation, biological process: intracellular protein localization.
GGCAUGCCAGACCUUAUGCUCCUUGAAAGGGCACCAAGGAGGAGCUCUUACUCGCCCUCUUUUUUGUUUUUUUUCUCUCCGCGAGGCCUCGGUUUGCUCGGACGUCUUGGACUUUUGGCACGACCACCCACCUGAAGCUCUUCCGCUUCCUCUUUGCUCAGGCUCCGCCCCCAGCGUCCUGUGGCCAUGACUACCGCCCCGCGGGACUCCCUGGUGUGGAAGCUCGCUGGGCUGCUGCGUGAGUCUGGGGAUGUGGUCCUGUCUGGCUGUAGCACCCUGAGCCUGCUCACUGCCACACUGCAGCAGCUGAACCACGUAUUUGAGCUGCACCUGGGGCCAUGGGGCCCUGGCCAGACAGGCUUUGUGGCUCUGCCUUCUCACCCCGCCGACACCCCCGUCAUCCUCCAGCUUCAGUUCCUCUUCGAUGUGCUGCAGAAAACGCUUUCACUCAAGCUGGUCCAUGUCCCAGGUCUUGGCCUCCCAGGGCCCAUCAAAAUCUUUCCAUUCAAGUCCCUUCGGCAGCUGGAGCUCCGAGGUGUCCCCCUCCACUGCCUCCAUGGCCUCCGUGCCAUCUAUUCCCAGCUGGAGACCCUGAUUUGCAGUAGGAGCCUCCAGGCAUUAGAGGAGCUCCUUUCAGCCUGCGGCGCUGACCUCUGCUCCGCCCUGCCCUGGCUGGCUCUGCUGUCUGCCGACUUCAGCUACAACACUCUGACUGCCUUAGACAGCUCCCUGCGUCUCUUGUCAGCUCUGCGCUUCUUGAACCUGAGCCACAAUCAGGUCCAGGACUGUGAGGGUUUCCUGAUGGACUUGUCUGAGCUCUGCCACCUGGACGUCUCCUAUAACCAUCUGCGUCUGGUGCCGAGAAUGGGACCCUCGGGGGCUGCUCUGGGGACCCUGAUACUGCGAGGCAAUGAGCUCCAGAGCCUGCGCGGCCUGGAGCAGCUGCGGAACCUGCGGCACCUGGAUGUGGCCUACAACCUGCUGGAAAGACACAGGGAGCUGUCGCCGCUGUGGCUGCUGGCUGAGCUCCGCAAGGGGCGCCCAAGGCCUGCCUCAGCCUCCUCUUCCUGUCCCCAGCUCUGCCUGGAGGGGAACCCUUUGUGGUUCCACCCUGAGCACCGAGCGGCCACCGCCCGGUGCUUGUCACCCCGUGCCAGGGACGCUGCUGCUGGGUUCCUUCUUGACGGGAAGGCCUUGUCACUGACUGAUUUUCAGACCUCCCCAUCCUCAGGCCUUGGCCCCAUGGCCCCACCUCUGCCCUGGCCGGUGGGGAGUACCACGGAAACCUCUGGCGGCCCUGACUGGAGUGACAGCCCCUCGUCGGGGGGCGUUGUGGCCCAGCCCCCAGUUCGUAAGGUUAAGAGCCGAGUCCGUGUGAGGCGGGCGAGUAUCUCGGAACCCAGUGAUACGGACCCGGAGCCCCGGACUCUGGACCCCUCCCCGGCUGGGCGGUUUGUGCAGCAGCACCGGGAGCUGGAGCUCAUGAACAGCUUCCGGGACCGCUUUGGCCGUGACUGGCUGCAGUACAGGAAUCACCCGCAGGCCUCCGGGACCCCUGCCCUCGGCACCCUGCGUCCGGGCGCCCUGAGCCCAGAGACUGUGUGCAGCCCUCCGCCCCCUGAGACAGAGUCUGCACAGGAUGAGGCAGAGGAGGUCGGGGUGGAGCCGGAGCCGCGGGAGGAAGAGCAGGGAGGGCAAGAGGACGAGGAGGAGGGGCGGCAGCCAAGCGGAGUGGAGGUGGAGCUCUGCCGCCCCAUGUUGGUGUGUCCCCUGGAGGGGCCCGAGGGCUUGCGGGGCAGGGAAUGCUUUCUCUGGGUCACUGCUGGCCACCUGUUGGAGGUGGAGCUCCAAGCAGCUCGAACCCUGGAACGGCUUGAGCUCCAGAGUCUGGAGGCAGCUGAGAUAGAGGCUGAGACCCAGACCCAGAGUGAGCCGGUGCCCGAGGGCUCAGAUCCACGCCCUGGGGGCCCCGUCCUUGUUCUCCGCUUCUCCUACAUCUGCCCCGAGCGGCAGUUGCGUCGCUAUGUGGUGCUGGAGCCAGAUGCCCAGGCCGCUGUCCAGGAGCUGCUGGCUGUGUUGACCCCAGCAGCCACCUUGGGGAAACAUCAGCUUGGGGAGGCGAGGGACCCACCCGGCAGCAGACUCCAGUGUCUGCGCUGUGGCCACGAGUUCAAGCCAGAGGAGCCCAGGUCGCGACUGGACGGUGAGGAAGGCUGGAGGCCUCUGUUCCAGAAGACAGAAUCGCCUGCUGUGUGUCCAAACUGUGGUAGUGAUCACGUGGUUCUCCUGUCCCCUGGAACCCCCAGUGGGAAACGGAGACAGGGAGAGCCAUCGCCGGCCCCCUCGCGGCCCCCGAGCCCCAUCCAUGGCCCUCCUGGCCACAGUGCCUACGGCACCAGGGCCGGCAGUGCCCCAUCUCAGGCACCGGCCUCCCGUGACCGCCAGCGCUGGAGCCUCAGCCCCCCCCCGGAGCGCUGUGGCCUCCGCUCUGUGGACCACCGACUCCGGCUCUUCCUGGACGUCGAGGUGUUCGCCGAUGCCCGGGAGGAGUUCCAGUUCUGCCUCAAGGUGCCACUGGUGUUGGCAGGGCACCCUGGGGAGUUGCUGUGUCUCGCGGUUGUGUCUGACCACAGGCUCUACGUGUUGAAGGUGACGGGGGAGAUCCGCGGGCCUCCGGCUGGCUGGCUGCAGCCGACCCUGGCCAUUCCCCUGCAGGAUCUGAGUAGCAUAGAGCUGGGCCUGGCAGGACAGAGCCUGCGGCUGGAGUGGGCGGCCGGGGCGGGUGUCUGUGUCCUGCUGCCCCGAGAUGCCAGGCACUGCCGGGCCUUCCUGGAGGAGCUUACGGAUGUCUUGCAGUCUCUUCCCCCCACCCGGAGGAGCAGCGUCAGCGCCACGGAGGAGGAGGUGACCCCGAAGCAUCGGCUCUGGCCGUUGCUAGAGACAGACCCUUCCUUGGAGCCUCUCCGGUUCUUCUAUCUUCGGGCAUUCCUGGUUGAAGGGCCUUCUACCUGCCCUGUGUCCCUGUUGCUGACUCUGUCCACCCUGUACCUGUUAGAGGAGGACCCUAUAGGGUCCCAGGCAGAGCCCCCUCUUCCGGCGUCAUCAGGCGAAGCCUCUGAGAAGGCCCCACCCCCCGGGCCAGGCCCUUCAGUGCACGUCAGGGAGCAGCAGCCACUCAGCAGCCUGAGCUCCGUGCUGCUCUACCGCGUGGCCCCGGAGCACCUGCGGCUGGUCUUCUACGACGAGGUGUCCCGGCUGGAGAGCUUCUGGGCACUCCGUGUUGUGUGUCCGGAGCAGCUGACGGCCCUGCUGGCCUGGAUCCGGGAGCCCUGGGAGGAGUUGUUUUCCAUCGGACUCCGAACUGUGACCCAAGAGGCUCUAGACCUUGUCCAGUGAGGCUGCCAUGCUGGCCCCGCCCCCGGCCUCAGGAGCCACGGCUACAGAUGUUCUCUCUCCAGACUCUGGCUGUGGACUUCUCUGGCCUUUGGGCACUGGUCAGCAAGGCCCCAAAUGACCCACAGCUCAGGGGCAGGGUGAGAGGACUGGUCCUGCCUCCAGAUGACCUGGCCCGAGGGAACGGGCUGAGUGGUCAGAAGGAAUGCUUCUCCUGCACUUUUUCUCAGGUAUCAA